Molecule: messenger RNA, 645 nt
Organism: Rhagoletis zephyria (snowberry fruit fly)
Lineage: Eukaryota; Metazoa; Arthropoda; Insecta; Diptera; Tephritidae
Source: RefSeq, a predicted model, not a curated record
AUGGCAAAGCUCUUCCUCGCAGUGGCCCUCCUGAUGGCAGGCUGCAUGGCCGCAAACGCCGCUCUCGUCUCCUGGCAGGAGUUUUCCAGCGCCGUCACCUCCAGCGGCUACCCACAGCCGCGACAGGACCAGUACAACGCCUUCGCCAACCGUCUCUCCACGGGCCUUAUUUCCAACAAAGUGGAAGCGGCAAUGUUCCUCUCGCAGAUUCUCUGGGAGUCAGGUGGCCUGCGAUACAAACGAGAGCUGAUCUGCAUCAAGACCGGCUGCCCCGGCGUGUACGACCACUCGGUGGGUGCUCCCGGCAAGAACUACUACGGAAGAGGGUACAUCCAGUUGACACAUUCCUACAAUUACAAAGCAGCAUCACUUGAUCUCUACCACGAUCUGCGACUGAUCACCAACCCCGACAUGGUCGCCGACAAUGAGGACUGCGCCUGGGCGACCGCCUUCUGGUUCUGGAAGAUCAACGUCCACAACCGUGCUGGUGUGCAGCAGCACCACUUUGGCGAUGCGACCCGUGCCAUCAACGGCAUGGAGUGCUCGGGCAUGCCGGCCGCCCGAAAGCGCUUCCAGAUUUACCAGCACGUCAUGCGGGCCUUCCACAUCAACGAGGCGCCAAAUGAGCACGGCUGCUACAACUAA